CCCGCCCGCUUUCCAAAUCCCCUGCCCAAACCCCACACCAAAAACCAAAUCACGCCACUUAAAACUGCUUCCCUGGCUCGUAACGAGUCGCCUACCGUGCGUUAAUCCGGCGGAUCCAAGCCCCGCGUGCGUGCGUGCGUUCAUUCAUUAGAGCCCGCACAAACACGGAAAAGGAAGGCAGGCGAGAGGGGGAGGGAGAAGACCAUCGGACCGUCCACCCAUUCGUCCGGCGGCGGCGGCGGCGCACGGAGCAGCAGCGGAGGAGGGGGAUCAGCGAGCCGGAAAAGCAUCCCCGCCCAGUGCUGAAAUGAAUAUGUCCUUGCUUGCACAAGUAACAGGCAUUUAGGAUGGUGGAUAACAAGAAUGAUGGGUCUGAAGGGGUCAAGUUCAACACGUCGCACCUGAUGCAAACAACCGAAGAGGUUGCGAGAGCAUUUAUUGCCGCUGCUUCAGCUGCCACCGUGCAACCAACACAGCCGUCUGUCGUCUAUUCGUCUGGGGAAGAGAGUGGCAGCCCAAUGCAGAAGCUGCAGCAGCAAUUCUCGAAGAUAAUGAAAGGGUUUUCAAAUUCACCCGAAGUGUCUGGACCAUACAACCCGGAAGUUCUCACGACACACAAGCGGCAGUGGUCGAGGUUCCAGCAGAAGUCAUUGGGUAAUAGGUGCAUCAAAGAACCAUCACAUCUUUUUGAGAGCAUAGUGAUUGUUGGGCUUCCUCCUCAGGCAGAUAUCCAUGAGCUAGAAAACAUUGCUCUAGGGAGAAAUGAUGAUGAUGCAAAGAAAUCAAGACAUAUAUUUGGCAACAACCACCACCAAGUUCAUGCUGUAUCAAAUUUGGAACCUCAGGUCCUUUUUGCAUACCCCCCUGAGAGGUCUCUUCCGCUUAAGUACAAGGAUAUCGUCUCGUUCUGCCUUCCUGGAGGUGCACAGGUUAAUGCUGUUGAACGGACUCCAUCAUUCAGCGAGCUGAACGAAAUUCUCCUAGGGCAGGAACAUCUAAAAGAAAGCAAUCAAUCUUUCGUCUUCCGUUUACAGGUUGCUGAUGAUCCUACAUUAUAUGGAUGCUGUGUAUUGGUGGAAGAGAUUGUACAAAGACCCUCAAAGCUAGUUUCGAUGCUCACGAAUGAGAAACCUGUAUUUCCACGCCGGAGUCGUUAUGUAGUAACCACGCCACGGUGUUAUUGCAUCCUGUCUAGGCUGCCAUUCUUUGAACUGCAUUUUGGGGUGCUGCAGAGUAUUCUUAUGGAAGAACGACUUGAAUGGCUCACGGAUGGUGUUAGCAUGCUAACCUCAUUAUCGCCUGAAGAGGAAUGUGAGGAUGGUGAUAUCUGUGAAGGCUCCGAAAGCGUAGGACAAGAACUGUAUUUUGGUUGUACAACAGUAGAAAAAUCCUUUGAACCAAGCGUGGAAGUUUCUCCAAAGCAGCUCUCUGACACGGACAGCAAUUCUGAGUGUAGGGAGAACCAACUGGACUUCAUCUCCCUAGAAGUCCAACAGGAAAGUGGUUCUCCUGUCAAAGAAGAACAAAAUGUUCUUGUAACAGGAACAGCUACUCAGUGUUAUACCGCAGAAGAGUCUGACAAUUCUGUUUCAGAAGAUACAGCGACUGGUGUAUCUGGAGUUAAGCUUGAUGAACCGGAUUCCUUACCCAUCAUUCCGAAUGAAUCUGAUACCAAGGAAAAUUCUCAUGUUCUUUCACAUGAAGAUGUGAUUGAUGGAGAACUUGAUAUCUUUGUCAAUGAUACUAUCUUGCCGCUUAUACGGUCUCGCCUUAGUGAAGGAUCUGAAUCAUCACCAAGUUCCCAAGACUCUCCUUCUGAAAGCAUAAAUUUGAGAAAUGAUACCCCCGACUUGGACUUGGAGGAGCCAUCUUCCAUUGGUCAUGGAGACGUAGUCGGGCACAACAGUAUAUUGCGAUGGGCUAAGGCCAAAAAGUAUGGAUCUCUACAAGUUGUCUGUCAGUACUACCAGUUGCAGUGUCCUGUCAGGGGUUCAUCACUUAAUUUUCAUCCGUUGGAGCACCUGCACUCAUUGAAGUUUCAUCGGCCAGGUGAAACUGCUCUUCAUCUUGCCGGGUCGACUAUUGAUCUUCGGUCACGUGAUACAAGCUUAGAGGUGGCUGAGAUGCGUAAUGCACUCUUCGCUGAAGAGGAAUCGACUGCUUUAUCCACAUGGGCUGUUGCAACAAUAUGUGGAUGCCUCAGGUUGGAACAUGUAAUUACGCUGUUUGCCGCCGCGCUCCUGGAGAAACAGAUUAUUAUUGUCUGUUCUAAUUUGGGAAUGCUUUCAGCUUCAGUUUUAUCCAUAAUACCUCUAAUACGGCCAUAUCAGUGGCAGAGUCUACUCAUACCGGUUUUGCCAAAUGACAUGCUGGAUUUUCUGGACGCGCCUGUUCCAUACAUUGUUGGUGUGCAGAACAAAACACCUGAUCUGCAAUCCAGGCUAGCAAAUGCUGUGAUAAUUGAUGCCAACAAGAAUCAGAUUAAGUCUGCUUCAGUACCGCAACUUCCACAACAGAAAGAAUUGCUUUCUGCGUUGCGGCCGUAUCAUUCAAGACUUGUGGGUGAAAGUUAUCUCGCUAGGAAGCGCCCUGUCUAUGAAUGCACAGAUGCCCAGGUGGAAGCAGCUAAAGGUUUCUUGGCAGUUCUUAGAUCCCACCUUGAUUCUCUGUGCUCCAACUUAAGAUCUCACACUAUUACCAAUGUGCAAUCCAACAAUGACAAGGUUUCCUUAAUUUUAAGAGAGAGCUUCAUUGGUUCUUUUCCAGCCCGUGAUAGGCCUUUUAUGAAGCUGUUUCUGGACACACAAUUGUUCUCGGUACAUACAGACCUAGUUCUCUCCUUUUAUCAGAAGGACUGAGUCUCUCUCCUGACGUUUUGACUGUCAUCAGGGACAUGAUUUUUUCAAGCCUUUCAAUGUUGAGCUCAACUGUACAUAUCGUCGUAGAAGCUGCCUUUGAUCACAUUGGCAGCUCAUAGUGGACUAGAAGCUGCCUUUGAUCACAUUGGCAGCUCAUAGUGGACUAGAAGCUGCAAGGGACGACCCAUAUACUGUUGGCGAAGCUGUAGAGUAUUGAGGAGAUCCAGGUAAUGUUAUACCAGAAAAUGCCCGUCGGGCUGUUGUAAAUUAGCUCUGCUUUCAUGCAGAAGACUUUGUAGGCAGUAGUCAUUCCCAUGAGGAACCUUCUGGCUUGCUCUUCCUACAAUGCAGAAUCCCCGGGCGUGGGAUCCUAAUGUUACUUCUGCAGCUAGUUGGUAUACGGGGAGAGAGAACCAGAAACAUAUACUGCAGUAAUUUAAGCACAAACUAGAGUUAAAACUGAUGCAAUGUCGAAGGACUAUCUGUAUCUCAAUUUUGCCGUGUGACGUUCUGUGUUGUACAGAAACAGUUUGGAGUGUGAUAUACAUAGUAUUUUCAUCAUCAAAUUAUGACUGCUGUCUGGAGUUUGA
Molecule: messenger RNA, 3448 nt
Organism: Triticum dicoccoides
Lineage: Eukaryota; Viridiplantae; Streptophyta; Magnoliopsida; Poales; Poaceae
Exons: 20
Coding region: 348-2858 (836 amino acids)
Source: RefSeq, a predicted model, not a curated record